Lichtheimia ornata is the source of this 1095-nucleotide messenger RNA. RefSeq lists its product as uncharacterized. The transcript is spliced from 2 exons. Bases 1 to 1095 code for a protein of 364 amino acids. Gene Ontology annotation, molecular function: sequence-specific DNA binding; DNA-binding transcription factor activity. The record is from RefSeq and is a predicted model, not a curated record. Gene Ontology annotation, biological process: regulation of DNA-templated transcription. NCBI's taxonomy places the organism in Eukaryota, Fungi, Mucoromycota, Mucoromycetes, Mucorales, Lichtheimiaceae.
AUGAAUGGCUUCCCAACUGCUCCCAGCAAGUCGAUACCAUUGUAUCAGCAUGAUCAACUACCUCCAUUCUCCUCAUCCAAGAGGCCAUCUUCUGAGCAGCAACAACAAAUGCCUUCGGAGUUACAGGAUGUCAUUUUCUAUUAUCAAUCACAACCUGAAUUGCUUCGUUUGAUCUUACAGAGCAAGUUGGAAGAAGAUAAACGUCGUGCUGAAGAAGCAAAGUUGCGUUCCAAAGAACUCGAUUUGAUCAUGCUACAACAAAAAACAACAGCUCCUCUUCCUUCAACAUCAGCGAACGACAACAAUGACGAUCCAAGAAUGAUGACCCCUACUACUACCUCUGCACGUCAUUCGAGUAUGGAUAUGGAUCCCAAUGCUUUCUCUACAGCUCGUCGUCCAUCCUUGUUACAUAUGACAUCUUCUUCACCCAUGCCACCCACAUCGACUGGUCCAACCGCAUUUACACCUGUUGUAAGCCAUGUUGAUGAACAACAUCAUUCACCCCAUGUUACCAACAACACCGUCGUAACGUCAUGUGCAUCAUCGUUAUCUUCAUCUUCGAUGCCUGCCACACCCAACACUGCUGGCAGUGGUAUAUUCCAACAACAACAACAACAACAGCCACCGAUUUAUUCAAUGGAAAAGACACCAACUGCUACUACGCUGUCACCAUUAAUGGAUGAUCAUGGCAUAUACACCUUACCCUCAGGUAACAAUAACCAUCACACGAAUACGCCACCACCACCAUCCUAUCAUCCUUUGCCAGCGAUCCGUCGAUAUGACCCUUAUUUUGCACCACAACAACGACCUCGACGACGUCGGGAGAUGCAGGCCAUCACCAAAAUUGUCGAAACUCGUGAAUACCCAUAUCUUGAUGGCUACUCGUGGAAGAACAAUGGCAACACUGUGCAGAAAAAAACAGGCAACAAGAGCGUCUAUUACAAAUGCUCAAACAGCAUCAGGGGGUGUCCUGUGAAUAAGACUGUAACAUGGAAAGGCAAUGACGAGUACCUUAUUAAAUACCGCGGUGAGCAUUUACCUGAUUGCAGCCGGGUACAGCAACAACAACAACACCAUGCAAGCCUACCCAUGUAA